AUGCCCAACUUCAAAGCCAACCGUUCUUUCACACAAAAAAGCGCGCAUUCUAACAAUGCGGUCUGUACCGCAUUAAACAGUCAGAAAUCUAAAGCCAUUGACGAGGCUAACGCGCAUGGAAUAUCUACAGAGUUCGCCAAGAAGUACAGCAUUCACCGCGCGACGCUGUAUCGAUGGGCGAAAUCUCAAGUCGAGGUCAAGGCCGCUCGCCUCACGAAGACGUUUGCGGUUGAUACGCGCCGAGGCCCGUCUAUUAAGUAUCCAGAACUUGAGAAGAGAAUGGGUGACCGAUAUGAGAAGCAAUCGGUCAUGGUGGACGCUUCAAGCCACGAUUGCUCUCUGAGAGAAGAGACUGCACAGCCGUGGAGUACUUGCGGCGUUUUAGACUCCGCAACAGGAUCUCCAUACGUCGCAUCACUCACCGAGGCACUAAGCAUCCCUCAGAUUUAG
Molecule: messenger RNA, 450 nt
Organism: Phytophthora nicotianae INRA-310
Lineage: Eukaryota; Oomycota; Peronosporomycetes; Peronosporales; Peronosporaceae
Exons: 3
Coding region: 1-450 (149 amino acids)
Source: RefSeq, a predicted model, not a curated record